Aphanomyces astaci is the source of this 1218-nucleotide messenger RNA. RefSeq lists its product as hypothetical. Gene Ontology annotation, biological process: nucleoside transmembrane transport. The transcript has a single exon. Bases 1 to 1218 code for a protein of 405 amino acids. Lineage: Eukaryota; Oomycota; Saprolegniomycetes; Saprolegniales; Verrucalvaceae. Gene Ontology annotation, molecular function: nucleoside transmembrane transporter activity. The record is from RefSeq and is a predicted model, not a curated record. Gene Ontology annotation, cellular component: plasma membrane.
AUGGUUCGUCCAAGUGCCAACGUGGUGCAAUUGCUGUCGCCGUCGGUCUUGCCAUCUCAUGCGACGUUGACGUCGGUCAACAUGCGCGUGGCGUCCAAGCUGUUCCUUGUCAUGGGCUUUGGCUACAUCUUCCCCUACUGCGCCAUGAUGCAGCCAGUCGACUACUGGACGACCCUUUUUCCCAACUUCAACCUCGUCUUUGCCCUCUCCUGCGUCUACAAUGUCGCCAAUAUCCUCACGUUCGUUGUGAUUUUAUGGCGAAGUCGAACCCCGCAGUAUUCCUUGCAGAUUGUGGGCGGUUUUGCCGUCCAAGUCGUGGUGCUCAUCCUUGUGCCGUUGUCGUACUAUUUCCUUUCUGGCGAAUCCCAACACCUUGUAAUGGUCCUCACCAGCACAGGUGUGCUAGCCAUUGCCAGCUCGUUCCUAGACAGCGCCGUCUUUUCACUGGCCUCCCUCUUCCCCAAGGGAGCUCUGGAAAACGUCCAACUCGGCAUCGGCUUUUCCAACCUCAUCACCGCCACCUACCGCCUCGUCACCAAAGCCAUGUUCCCAUCGCAUCUUGUGGUCGAGUCGUCCAUGAUGUACUUUGGCGUCGGUGCCCUCACCGUCGUCGGUGGCGUCGUGGCCUACUUGAUGUUGAAACGGCUAGCCAUCGCACGCGAGACCCUCAAGACCGCCCCCCAGCAGCAGCAAUCCUUCCAGCGGUCGCUCUGGACGAAAAUUCUGCUCAACGAAGUGCUCUUGGCGCUGUCGUAUCUGUGCUCGUUGCUGCUGUGGCCGGGCGUCGUGUCCAACAUCCCGAGCUACAACUUUCCCUCCUUGAAUGCCAACGGGUGGUGGCCGCUUCUUCUCAUGGCUCUGUUUGCCCUGAGUGACGUGGUCGGUCGGUUCGCAGCAUCCAAGUGCCGUCUUGGCAUCACGCGCUUCACAGUGUGGAAGGUGGUGCUGCCGCGAUUCGCCCUCGUGCCGUUGAUGGUGUGCGCGGCUACCGGCCACAGUUUUACCCACGACGGGGUUUCGGUGCUGUUUGUGACGCUCUUGGGGCUCUCGGGGGGGUUCGCCUGCACACUGGCCGUGGUUGUAGUCAGUGAUUGCGUCGACGACUCAGAGAAAGGCGCCACGGGGGUCGCAUCUGCGUUUUUCAUCAACCUCGGCAUCGUCCUUGGGGCCACGCUCAGCGUCGGAUUGGCCAAUUGCAUGGGAUUGGCCCCGUUAUGA